Messenger RNA from Cucumis melo (muskmelon), 1776 nucleotides. Its product is annotated as trihelix transcription factor GTL1. Lineage: Eukaryota; Viridiplantae; Streptophyta; Magnoliopsida; Cucurbitales; Cucurbitaceae. The transcript has 3 exons. The coding region runs from base 219 to 1565 and encodes 448 amino acids. The record is from RefSeq and is a predicted model, not a curated record.
AAAUUCUUAUAGUUUUACGUAUGAUUGAUGGGCCGGUCCAAACAUGAACGACCCGGGCCCAUUUUCACUAGGGAUACAAAAGGGGAAUUGUGAAAAAAGAAAAGGGGUAAUAACGUAAUUACGUACUUCCAUUUAACCUUUUUACUUGUCCAAUUUCACCCACCCAACACCCUCCCCGCCGCUAAAUUUUACCACUUCUCACCUCACCCACCGCCCAAAUGGACCUCUUCACCGCCGACCACCGGAUACCCACCUCCGACAACUUCCCACAGCACGUUGCUCCAUUUCCUGAUCCCACCGACCUCCUCUACGCUGCUCCAUCCGCUGUAUUCCCCCCUACCGACAUCAUCAACCACCUCUCCAACCCUCCACCGCCGCCGCAGAAGCUCCGUCCCAUCCGCUGCAACGGUAGGUCCCCCGCCGGUUCUCAGGCCGAAAACAUCUUCGAUGGAGCCCUAAGGAGUUUCCAAUGCGUUUCUUCGUCGCCUGAGGGUGGUUUUUCUGGGGAUCAGCUCUGUGUGGCUAAUAUUGACCCGUGUCAGUACUUCGACUCCUUGGCGAAAGAUGAAAAGCCCGAAGUCAAGCAUAAUGGCAGCUUCGGCGAUAUCAUUGCAAACGAUUACUUCUCGGAGGAAGAGACGAAGAACGGCGGAUCCGGUGCUGCUAUUGCUGCGGAGAAUUUGAGCCGGAGCCGUGAAGAACCUCAAUUGGACAACGAUUCGUGCUCAACUUCAGAUGGUGGUGAUGCUGUUUUUAGCAGCAAAAAGCAUUUAAGCCAUAAGAGAAAGAGAACAAGAAGGUCGCUCGAGCAUUUUGUGGAAAAAUUGGUACUGAAGGUCAUGCAUAAACAGGAGGAGAUGCAUAUGCAGUUAAUAGAUAUGAUAGAAAGGAAGGAGAAAGAGAGAACAGUAAGAGAAGAAGCUUGGAAGCAGAGAGAGAUUGAAAGAAUUAAAAGGGAUGAGGAGUUAAGAGCCCAAGAAACCUCUCGCAGUUUAGCAAUUAUUUCCUUGAUCCAAAAUUUGCUGGGCAAUGAAAUUCAAAUCUCCCGACCAGUGGAAAACCAAUGUACAGAAGAUGAUGGAGGUGAAAGCAGCAUCCAGAAGGAGCUAAAAUGUGAUCCAAGUGGAAGGAGAUGGCCUCAGGCUGAAGUACAAUCUUUGAUAUCUCUUCGAACAUCACUGGAACAUAAAUUCCGUGCUACAGGCUCGAAAGGAUCGAUAUGGGAGGAGAUAUCAAUUGAGAUGCAGAAGAUGGGUUACAAGCGUUCAGCAAAGAAGUGCAAAGAAAAAUGGGAAAAUAUGAACAAAUAUUUCAAAAGGACCAUUGUAACUGGGAAGGCUAGUAUUGCAAAUGGUAAGACAUGUCCAUAUUUUCAAGAAUUAGAUAUUCUUUAUAGAAAUGGAGUGGUAAAUACUGGAGCUGUCUUUGAUAGUACAAAUACUGAAAAUAAUUCCAAGGCUGAAAGAAGUAUAGAUCCUUUUCAUGAAGAUGCUUUUGUAGAAGGUGAAAGAGAGCAUAUAAAACAGGAGCAGGCAUUGGACAUGACAUUAUUUGUGCCCCUAUAGUGACCAAAAGAAAUGUCAAGUUUUCAGUUCGAUGUCAGCAGGAAAUGAGGGAGUAGAUUGAGGAGAUACUUCAAUCAAGUUUCUGAGUUGAUGAUGCUUGAAAUUCUUGUAAGUAAAUGGAUAGUAGUUGAAGACAUAUCAUCUUUCUUCCUAUGGAUUUGUGUAGAUUUAAUGCUUAAUUUCUCUGGUUAUUGAAUUAGUUAGUUUGUAA